Messenger RNA from Phytophthora nicotianae INRA-310, 675 nucleotides. RefSeq lists its product as hypothetical. The coding region runs from base 1 to 675 and encodes 224 amino acids. The record is from RefSeq and is a predicted model, not a curated record. NCBI's taxonomy places the organism in Eukaryota, Oomycota, Peronosporomycetes, Peronosporales, Peronosporaceae. The transcript has a single exon.
AUGUGGAAGUUUUCAGAUAGAAGGGAAGGAACCAACGCACUGUCGGGUGCUGACUUGGACCGGUAUCAAUCAUUGGCAGCUGCAAAUGCACUUGUACCUUCAGAACAGCAGCUGAAACUAUGCAUUGCGGGUCUUCAAUAUAGACCAACCGGGUAUUAUGGUUGGUGGGAUGGAUCGGAUGUGCCACAGAACGUUUCGUGGUUCUCGCUCAGUGGGCAAAAGUUGGGUAAUGGUAGCACUACUUCUCUCAAAUGGACAGAAAAGCUUAGGUUUUUGAAUCCAGGGAACGAAACGUUUAGUCAGUUGUGGAAGCAGUUCGGUGAGGACAGCCUUGCCACUCAGGAGCGUUAUGCAAUUGUUGGAUGGCCGGCAUCCACCAACAUCAAUAGCAUAAUCAAAUUAAUGGGAGACAUCGCCGCUGCUGAAAUGGCACUUUCCGACAAUCGAGUCGACAUGAUCAAGGUGAAAGAGAUUCUUCAGUACAGAUCUGAGCAGGAACGACAGGAACCUCCGUAUCGCUAUGGCUAUGGCUACGAUGAAUACGGAUAUUCCACCCAAUGCCACUACAUCUUUGUAAAACGAUUUGUAAGGCGAUCGCUGACUCGAGGGACGUGGCAGUUAUCGAAAUGUUUUUCAAGACGUGUUUCUCUCGACUCAAGGAAAAGCGUGAAUUGA